AUUACACAAGAGUGGAAGAACACUUGACACCAGUCCUGCCUCCCACUUUGAGUGACUUACAAUUACAAAGGGAAAGAUUGAAAUUAUUGGUAGUAAAACAACCCAUUAUCCCCUUCCUUUUGGCAACAACAAAACAAACCAAUGCAGAAUUGCAGAAUGCUGAAUAUCCCACCAAUAAUUACCAUUUCAACAUUUCCCAGAAUCAAAACUACCCAUUUUCAGCAAAUCAAUAAUAAACCCACUUCAAUUUUCUCAAAUCAUUAUCCCCAAAAACAAAUAAACUGCAAAAAAAACUGUUUUUAUUCCACCAAUUUCAUAUUCAGUUCCAUUUCCAGGGUAUUUUUGAAGUGGACAUUCUCUUGCUUCCAUGGAAAUCUCCCGAAAAUGGCUUCCUGUAUUAUCGUUGUAUACUUGUUUGUCCUUAGUCCGGAAGUUAAUGCCCAAGACCACUCAUCAUUUCCGGUGAGGUAUGCUUGUGAAGAUGUGAAAAGUUAUUACGCUAGCAUUGAUCAUUUAAAAGGUAAAGCCUUAAGCAGAAAAUUGAACUCGAUCAUAGCAGGGCAUCACUCAUUAUCAUACAAGAAGGUAUGGGAUGCUCUUGAAAUUCUUGAUGCUGCUGAUGUUGAUAAACCAGAAGCGUCACCGGUUAUAGUUGAAAUCUACUCGGCCCGAGUUGUUCCAAAGCUUCUAGCUGGAAAACCUGAAGGCUGGAACAGAGAGCAUCUCUGGCCUCGUUCGUAUGGGCUAAUGCAUAAGCCUUCUCUAACUGAUUUGCAUAACAUUCGUCCAGCUGAUGCUAACGUGAACUCAUCAAGAGGGAACAAGUAUUUUGGAGAGUGCCAAGUUGGAUUAACACACUGUAUGAGGCCUGCAAAUAAGGAAGCCGCUUCUGACACAGAAACAGAUAUGAAGAUUUGGGCACCACCGCAACGGGUCAGAGGGGAUGUUGCACGAGCAGUAAUGUACAUGGCUAUUCGAUAUGGGUUUCAUCAACCUGGUGAAGGUCCUGUUCUUCACCUAUCAGAUUCUCCAAGCAUGGUGAAGAAGAAGAUGGGACAACUCUCAAUUAUACUGAAAUGGAAUGAGUUAGACCCUCCAUCUAAAGAGGAAAAGGCGAGAAACGAAAGAGUAUGUAGGCUUUACCAGCACAAUAGAAACCCAUUUGUAGAUCAUCCAGAGUAUGCUAAUCUGAUUUGGAAUCAAAGUCAGAAAAGUUCUUCUAACACCUCGAAACUGUGGUCAUCCAUCCAGCAACUAGGACUCUGGAAAACAUAACAUUGAUACUGUUGUAUUGCGCGCUUGUACAGUUGUACGGGUACAGUAACUGUCAAUCUAAAUACUCGACUUGUUUGUGUGUUAUGGUGCAGUUUCUGUAUGAAAACAAGUUAGAGAAGUAUUAUUUCCCUUUCACCUCUUC
Spinacia oleracea (spinach) is the source of this 1417-nucleotide messenger RNA. RefSeq lists its product as uncharacterized. Lineage: Eukaryota; Viridiplantae; Streptophyta; Magnoliopsida; Caryophyllales; Amaranthaceae. The transcript is spliced from 8 exons. Gene Ontology annotation, molecular function: nuclease activity. Bases 142 to 1275 code for a protein of 377 amino acids. The record is from RefSeq and is a predicted model, not a curated record.